GGACAGGUAUAAAAACACUGUUCACUCAUUAAAAACGGUCUUUUUCUGUCUGACCGCUAACAGACUAAAGUGCUGAAGAGACAAAACAUUGAUUCAAUUAAUCCACGUGGUUAAUUUAAUUUAAUUUAAUUACAUUACAAUAAAAACAAAUUUGAAAAAUGGCAGAUUAUGUUAUUGGUGAUAAUAAAAAAACAUCAGAAAUAAUUGUACCAGAUGAUGGAAUGUCUGCUGCUGAAUUAUUCAACAAGGGUGAUGGUUUAACUUACAAUGAUUUUAUCAUAUUACCUGGUUAUAUUGAUUUUAUUGCUGAAGAUGUUGAUUUAUUAUCAUCAUUAACUAAAAAAAUAACAUUAAAAGCACCAUUGGUAUCAUCACCAAUGGACACUGUCACUGAGUCAGACAUGGCGAUUGCAAUGGCACUUUCUGGUGGUAUUGGUAUUAUUCAUCAUAAUUGUACACCAGAGUAUCAAGCAAGUGAAGUACACAAGGUAAAAAAAUACAAGCAUGGUUUUAUUCGUGAUCCAGUUGUUUUAUCACCAAAUCAUACUGUAACUGAUGUACUCAAGGUCAAAGCAGAACAUGGUUUUUGUGGUAUACCAAUAACUGAAAAUGGUAAAAUUGGUGGUAAAUUAAUUGGCAUUGUGACAUCACGUGAUAUUGAUUUUCUUGAAGAUAAACCAAAUCAACAAAAUCUUAAACUUGAAACAAUAAUGACACAACUUGAUAAAUUAGUAACAGCAAAAUCAGGUGUAACAUUACAAGAAGCAAAUAGUAUACUUGAAAAAUCUAAAAAAGGUAAAUUACCAAUUGUCAAUGAAAAAGGUGAAUUGGUCUCAUUGAUGGCUAGAACAGAUUUAAAAAAAAAUCGUAGUUAUCCAAAUGCAAGUAAAGAUAAAAAUAAACAAUUGCUAGUUGGUGCUGCAAUUGGUACACGUGAUGCUGAUAAAGAACGUUUACAAUUAUUAGCACAAGCUGGUGUUGAUGUUAUUGUAUUGGAUUCAUCACAGGGUAAUUCAAUAUAUCAAAUAAAUAUGAUAAAAUAUAUUAAAUCCGAGUAUCCUGAGUUGCAAGUUAUUGGUGGUAAUGUUGUAACAACAAUGCAAGCUAAAAAUUUAAUUGAUGCUGGUGUUGAUGGUUUACGUGUUGGUAUGGGUUCUGGUUCAAUAUGUAUUACACAAGAAGUCAUGGCUGUUGGUAGAGCACAAGCAACAGCUGUUUAUAAAGUAUCAGAAUAUUCAAGACGUUAUGGUGUACCAGUUAUUGCUGAUGGUGGUAUACAAUCAAUUGGACAUAUUAUGAAAGCAUUGUGUCUUGGUGCAAGUACUGUUAUGAUGGGUUCAUUACUUGCUGGUACAUCUGAAGCACCUGGUGAAUAUUUCUUUAGUGAUGGUGUUAGAUUGAAAAAAUAUCGUGGUAUGGGAUCACUUGAAGCUAUGAAUAGAAAAGAUGCCAAGGGAUCAGCAAUGGAUCGUUAUUUUCACAAUGAAAUGGAUAAAAUGAAAGUUGCACAAGGUGUCAGUGGUUCAAUUGUUGAUAAAGGAUCUGUACUUAAAUUUAUACCAUAUUUGCAGUGUGGUAUUAAACACAGUUGUCAAGAUAUUGGUGCCAAAUCUGUUGGUGCACUUAGAACACUCAAUGCUAGUGGUGAAUUGAGAUUUGAAAGACGAUCAAAUUCAGCACAAGCUGAGGGAAAUGUUCACAGUCUUUUUUCAUAUGAAAAAAGACUUUUUUAAAUAACGACAUUUUAUUAUUAUUUUUUUUUGUCAUUUUCAUUUAUUAUUUUCUUUUUUUUUUUAUUCGUUAGAAUAGUUGUAAAAUAAUUUUGAUAAAAAUAUUACACUUUGAUGGAAAAUUAAUUUCCUUUUUUCUUGUUACGCUCUAUACACUUUUUUUUUUUUUUUUUUAAAUAGUUAAAUCAUUGAACCAUAAUGCAACAAGCAAUAAUUAAACAUAAAAUAAUUAACUAUUUAAAAUGCCAAAAUAAAA
This is a messenger RNA of Aphidius gifuensis, 1986 nucleotides long. It is a transcript of the gene ras, whose product is annotated as inosine-5'-monophosphate dehydrogenase. The transcript is spliced from 2 exons. Gene Ontology annotation, cellular component: cytoplasm. NCBI's taxonomy places the organism in Eukaryota, Metazoa, Arthropoda, Insecta, Hymenoptera, Braconidae. Bases 159 to 1733 code for a protein of 524 amino acids. Gene Ontology annotation, biological process: GTP biosynthetic process. The record is from RefSeq and is a predicted model, not a curated record. Gene Ontology annotation, molecular function: IMP dehydrogenase activity.